This is a messenger RNA of Drosophila miranda, 1698 nucleotides long. RefSeq names its product ornithine decarboxylase antizyme. The record is from RefSeq and is a predicted model, not a curated record. Gene Ontology annotation, cellular component: cytoplasm; nucleus. Gene Ontology annotation, biological process: positive regulation of protein catabolic process. Lineage: Eukaryota; Metazoa; Arthropoda; Insecta; Diptera; Drosophilidae. Gene Ontology annotation, molecular function: ornithine decarboxylase inhibitor activity.
UUGCCAGCCAACGCUCAACGCUGCGCCACGGGAAACAAUUCAGCUUCAGACAAGAGAACAAACGCAAACGGAGGGAGAAAACUGAAUCCGGAUAAGAUCUUUCGAUGUAAACCCCAAGCCUCAAUAAGGAACACCAGCAACUAAUCUGUGAUAAGAAAACCGUUAAGUGGAAGCCAACUGAAGCUGUGAUUGCUUUCCGUACAAAUAGCUACGCCAAUUGUGCCCAGCCCAUCCAUCUCCAUGACAUCGACCAACAUGCAGCCAGAGCGCCUGAUUCAGUGCGACCCAAUGUUUAGUAGUAUUGUUAGAAGAGAUUUUAAUGAUAGCGGAAUUGCCGAUGGCAAGUUCCGCACCAUUUCGACUUCGUCUUGCGCCACGAACAUGUCGAAUGAGUCCUACCGCAUCUCUCUUGGCGUAGGGCCUCUGUGGUGGUCCGAUGUCCCUGUCCACCACAGAACAGAUCACGAUAGGGCAUCGCUCUUAACGGGCUACAGCCGUGAGUCUUCGGUCGACUCGGCUGGUGGCAGCUUGUACGAGGUCAGUUCCCGGUCUUCGCCGCCCUCCUCCAGGAGGGUCUGCCAAGAGGUACUGCGCCAGAUCUUGCAGCAUGACCAACCGGUGCAGAUUUCCAUCAAGCUGCAUGUGACCGAAGACCAGUAUACGAAUUGGAUGUCGAUUUUGAACCCAGUCAACAACAUGCUUUAUGUCGCCUUCCCCAAGGAUUUACCACCAGCUGGCUCCAAGGAGACCUUCCUCUCCUUGCUGGAGUUUGCCGAGGAUAAGCUUGAGGUGGACGGCAUUGUAAUGGCCAUGCGCAAAGACCAUCCGGAGCGCACACGUUUGAUUGAGGCAUUUUUGUUUAUGGGUUUUAAGCCAAUGUCUAGAAAGGCACCACAGGCCCCACCAUCGGCCAUAAAUGACAAGGAUAACUUCUAUUUUCUCUACACCAUCGAGGGGUAGUUCUACGGCGCGAGAAACGAUUUCCGAAGCAAACCAUAACGUUUACAUUAUAACAACUCUAAUAUGUAUAUCCACAAACUGCAAUAUACGUAGCAGCAUCCCCAGAUAUCACGCCACCCAACAUAUACAUACAUAUGACCACUGACGACAUAUUGUCCCCAAUGUGUUCAACGAAAGCAAACAUUUUAUUCAAAUCUUGGUGUAUAUGUACAGAGCGGCCCGAAUUAUUGUGGUAGUCGUUCUAUAAUUCCCACUACUAAUCUAUUUGCGCAAGCCACGUUAAGAGCAAGCUAAAUUGUCGUAAACUAUUACAUCAAACUACAACCCAAAAAUAUUCAGCGAAAAUGUAAAAAAAAAUUAAAAACUAAAAAAUGUAAAAAAAAAAAACAACAAUGUAUUAAUCAUAAGUUUAUUUGUGAAUUAACCAAUAUUUUUGGAUUUAUGUUUUCACUUUUUGUUUAUAUCCAUGUUUUUUUUCAAUCAGUUUAUUUCAUUUAUUACUUAUAUUUAACCAUUUGGGAAUGAAUCAUACAAGUAGUCCCAUGUUUUUUGUAUACUAUCAAAUAUUUAAUUUAUAUUUUUAUUAACAUUUUGUACACCGUUUUGCGAAGAGAAUGAGAAACAGCUGCAAAGGAGCACUCAAAGGGAAACACACAUAUUCAUGUAUAAGCUAGUGCACCUACGCCAGUAAAUACAUACUAUAUAUGCAGAUACAAUAUUAAUAAAACUAUAAAACAA